Molecule: messenger RNA, 1776 nt
Organism: Cynoglossus semilaevis (tongue sole)
Lineage: Eukaryota; Metazoa; Chordata; Actinopteri; Pleuronectiformes; Cynoglossidae
Gene: tigarb
Product: TP53 induced glycolysis regulatory phosphatase b
Exons: 6
Coding region: 124-930 (268 amino acids)
Biological process (GO): negative regulation of glycolytic process; regulation of pentose-phosphate shunt
Cellular component (GO): cytosol
Molecular function (GO): fructose-2,6-bisphosphate 2-phosphatase activity
Source: RefSeq, a predicted model, not a curated record
CCGUAUGACGGAAGAGCUUUACUUUUGCCUGAAACUACAUCCGCCUGAACUAGGGCGCACUUUGAUGACGUCGUUACGCAGUUGGAAGUGAACUCCGAAUAUUUUACUGAACAGUUGCUCAAGAUGUUGAGGUUUAGUUUAACGCUCGUAAGACAUGGGGAAACGUACUACAACAGACAAAAACUUCUGCAAGGUCAAGGUGUCGACACACCCCUGUCAGAGACUGGUGUGCUACAGGCCGAAGCGGCAGGACAGUACCUCAAAGACAUAACAUUCAGCAACGUGUUCUCCAGUAACCUGCAACGAGCCAGACAUACAGCUGAAAUCAUUGUGGGGAACAACACUCACUCUUCAGGCAUGGACAUGGUGUUGGAGCCAUUACUCAGAGAAAGAAGUUUUGGCGUCGCCGAAGGGCAUCCAAAAGAGAAUUUGAAGAACAUGGCCAACGCUGCGGGUCAGUCCUGUCGUGACUACACUCCACCAGGAGGAGAAACUUUGGGUCAGGUGAAGCUGCGAUUCAAAAAAUUCCUCAAAAUCCUUUUCAAGCAAAUGUUGGAGGAACAUGGCUCGUCCGGGUCAGAUGCAUCCCCUGGAUUAUCAGAAGGGGUCACUGACCACGGGGUGGCGGCGGCCGCUUCCUCAGACUGCAAUUCUUGUGUAAAUGAAGGUCUGCACGGGGUCUCGAUACACACGCUGGUGGUCAGUCACGGCGCCUUCAUCCGCGUAGCUGUCAGACACUUUGUGGAGGACCUGAAGUGCUCGGUGCCUCCAGAAGUCAAGGUGUCUCAGCUCAUGUCUCCCUGUCCAAACACAGGUAUUUGCCGCUUUAUUAUUACUGUAAGCCAGUCGGAGUCUGGCCCAGUCCUCCACGAAGCACGGUGUAUCUUCACCAACAGAAAGAACCAUCUGGAAAACAUCCCCACUGAAUAGUGUAGAUCGGGAGUGUAGAAAAUAUCAAACUAAGACAACACCCAAGGGGCCCUUGGCUCUCCUGCAAUAUCUAUGACUAAAAAUUAGUCAAUGCAAAUAAAUACAAAUAAAUAAAAUUAGCAUUUCUUCAACUGACAGUCGUCUUCAACCUAAAUAAAUGAUCAAUAUGCUUUAAGCCCAAAAACACAACUAUAAAGUAAAUACUUGAAUUCUUCAUCACUGAACUGACUCUUUUAAAGCCUCACUUUUAAAGUGUAAGAGUACACUUUCUUUAACUUAUUUAAACCUGUAUACAGAGGUGUGCAGUUUCUGUACAUGUGACAUGUACAGUAUAGUGAAACCAUCAUUACAUCCAAUGGUAAAUGAUUUUACCUCAAGUGAAUGAGCAGAUCAAAGUACAGGGCAUUUCACAUUGUCAUUGUGUUCAUCAAAUCUGUAGAUUAGAAUAAAGGUGCAGUACUGUAUAACGCCAGUAGACCUGAAAGUCAUACCAUGUUUACAGAAAUGCCUCAUUUUGUUAAAUAUACCAAAGUCAGACUAUUUAUUGUUGUAUUAUUGUCCGAUGGUGCAGCUGCUCACUACAUUCAACAGUGCAAUAUCAAGUGGGAUUAUUUAAUCUCUUGGUUUCUAUUUUUGGGGUGAAAUCACUUUUGGAGUAAUUGUGUUUUUUUAUUUUAUUUUGAAGGGACCUCAAUAAUGACAGGUGUUUUUAAAGCUCCUGUUCCGACGUUUAUUAGUCACUUUAUUCUGUUUGAGUCGGUGCCGAGGAUUCAAUCCUGAACUACAUAAUAUAUUGUAAUCUAUUUAUGUUUUUAAUGUUGUCAAUAAACACAAAAUCAUAUUGGA